CCAUUUCGGACUUUCUUCCACAUAAAGCAGAACAGACACCACCAUUACCAAUUCUCUUCUUCUCUGGAUUUUCGGAACAUUUAAGAUUCAGAUCAGACAGAGAGAAGAGAGAGAGAGAGAGAGAAAAUGCAACAAGGAGCUGUUGAUUCGGCGAUGCCUGAUUCUUCUCAGAACCCGAACGCCGGUCAGGUGGGAGAUUUUCCGGUCGUUCCCACACAUGGAGGACGUUAUAAUGAAUACAACAUCUUCGGUAAUCUGUUCGAGAUCACCUCCAAGUAUCGGCCUCCUAUAAUGCCCAUCGGACGUGGCGCUUACGGAAUAGUCUGUUCUGUAUUGAAUUCGGAGACGAAUGAAAUGGUUGCUAUCAAGAAAAUAGCCAAUGCUUUCGAUAAUCACAUGGAUGCCAAACGGACACUCCGUGAGAUUAAGCUUCUUCGACAUUUAGAUCACGAGAAUGUCAUCGGUAUAAAAGAUGUAACUCCGCCACCUGUUCGAAGUGCGUUUUGUGAUGUCUAUAUCGCCACUGAACUCAUGGACACUGAUCUUCACCAAAUAAUUCGCUCCAAUCAACAAUUAUCAGAAGAGCACAGCCAGUAUUUCUUGUAUCAGAUCCUUCGAGGGCUGAAGUAUAUACAUUCUGCAAAUGUAAUUCACAGAGAUCUAAAACCCAGCAACCUCUUGCUGAAUGCAAAUUGUGAUUUGAAAAUUUGUGACUUUGGUCUUGCUCGGCCAACCUCGGAGAAUGAGUUUAUGACAGAAUAUGUUGUCACCAGAUGGUAUAGGGCACCCGAACUGUUGCUGAACUCUUCAGAUUACACUGCUGCAAUUGAUGUGUGGUCCGUGGGUUGCAUCUUUAUGGAGCUAAUGAAUAGGAGACCAUUAUUUCCUGGUAGAGAUCACGUGCAUCAGAUGCGUUUGCUGACAGAGCUUCUUGGCACACCAAAUGAAUCUGAGCUUGGGUUUGUUCGGAAUGAAGAUGCAAGGAGGUUUAUUCGGCAACUCUCCCCUCAUCCUCGCCAGCCAUUUGCACAGAUUUUUUCCCACGUUCAUCCAGAUGCCAUUGACCUUAUUGAGAAAAUGUUGACGUUUGACCCCACCAGAAGAAUCACAGUUGAAGAAGCGCUUGCUCAUCCUUACCUGGCAAGAUUACAUGAUAUCGCUGAUGAACCCGUCUGCCCUGAGCCCUUCUCUUUCGAGUUUGAGAGACAGGCCUUGACAGAGGAUCAGAUGAAGGAGAUGAUAUACAGAGAAGCCUUAGCAUUUAAUCCGGAGUAUAUUGUUUGGUAGUCCUAUGGUCUUGGUAUUGUGGAUGAAUUGAGUGCAUAUAUAUAUAUAUAUACAGAGAUGCAUCAGGGAGGGACUACUGACAUGCCAUUUAACCAUCAACUUGUCCCAUCUUGAGAAAUUAUGUCAAGGGUUGAUGCAUCAGAAGAUUGCACACCACAUACUCCAGUGAGCAACAUUUGCAGAUCUUUGUUGUUUCUGAUUGCCUUUUUGUUCGGCGAUGAUGUCUCUUUAGGAAGUGCUGAUUUCUUACUUCUAGUGUUCUUGUUUUAUGACUACAGAUUGUGACGCCCAUCAAUGGGAUUCAUUCUAUAGAUUUACAGACUGUAGAGCUAUCAGUCACCUUACAAGGUUUGUAAAACUGAUAGCUCUUCUAUACUUGUGAGAGUUCCUGGUUUUUCUUGUGCCAAUUUUUAUUUCCUGGAUUAUUUUGAUCCUCAAGAGUUUCUGUUGUAUCUUUGGUGUAAAAUAGUAUGUAGACAGAAGAAUUUAUUUGAUUGUAUUUGUUUGGAGGGUAUGCUAAUGAGAAAUAAAAAGCCCUUCAAAUUAUUUUUUUUGG
Messenger RNA from Telopea speciosissima, 1843 nucleotides. RefSeq names its product mitogen-activated protein kinase 3-like. Gene Ontology annotation, cellular component: cytoplasm; nucleus. The record is from RefSeq and is a predicted model, not a curated record. Bases 127 to 1287 code for a protein of 386 amino acids. Lineage: Eukaryota; Viridiplantae; Streptophyta; Magnoliopsida; Proteales; Proteaceae. Gene Ontology annotation, molecular function: MAP kinase activity; ATP binding. The transcript has 6 exons. Gene Ontology annotation, biological process: protein phosphorylation; intracellular signal transduction.